This is a messenger RNA of Pieris macdunnoughi, 2262 nucleotides long. NCBI's taxonomy places the organism in Eukaryota, Metazoa, Arthropoda, Insecta, Lepidoptera, Pieridae. The record is from the annotation of a GenBank genome assembly.
AUGGGUAAAUUAUUGGUUUGUAACAGUUUUGUUGGAUUUUUAUUCAUUUGUGCCAGUGUUAGUGGGUGUUUGGAUGGUCUGGAAUGUAUCCUCGACGAUGUUUUAGCUGACGUUUGCCCAAUAUUAGCCAAUACUAGAACGGCUCUUAAAAAAGUGUUCAGUUGUUCCUCUGAAGAGGACGGUCCGUUCACAUCUGAUAUGGUUUCUGAAUGUAUUCGUUGCGGCCGCGAACUCUCCAAAGCUGCAUCGAAACGGGCCAAUCAGCUUGUCAAAAAUGGCGUCUCUUUGGAUGGCUGUUCACCCUCCAUGAUGCACUUCUUUUCAUCCGACCUUCCAAAAGAUGUGAGGAGAAGCGCAGAAGUCUCGCAGGAGUUGCUUUCUGCGACCAAGUUGAUGCGAAUGAAGUUAUGUUCUAGUUCACAAGUGACCCCAAACACCUUUCUAUCGUAUCUCGAACACAACGUGAUUCGACCACAUGAAUUGUUCUGCAAACCCUUUAGUACCAUUUGCCUAGACGACAAGUAUCGUAGCAUAGACGGUACUUGCAACAACAAAGAACACCCUGCGUGGGGGCGUCGAAAUGCUCCAUUUACAAGAAUUGCUACACCGCGGUAUUCUGAUGGAAUCUACGCCAUGCCUGUCGCCAAAAGUGGACGUGCUCUACCAAAUCCUCGGGUCAUAUCUACAAGAUUAUUCACAGACCGACCAAUAUCAAGCCAAGUGUUCACAUAUCUCAACAUGCAAUGGGGACAAUUUGUAACCCACGACUUAUUAUCACAAGUUAUGGAAGUAACAGACGAAGGAGGCAUCCAAUGCUGUUUAGCAAACGGUCAAGACAUUCUUCCUCAGGACAUGUUAAAUGACAAAUGCAUACCAAUAUGUGUGCCGGAUGAAGAUCCAUUUUACCGUAAUUAUGGCGUGAAGUGCCUAAACUUUGUGAGGAGCGUCACAACACCGAGAGACGAUUGCAGCUUGGGCCAUGCUGAACAGAUGAAUACGGUGACGAGUUACCUAGACGGGUCACAAGUGUAUGGUUCAGAUGCGAAAACAGCAUACAAAUUACGGAAGAAAUGUGGAGGCAGGCUCAAAGAGGAAACAAUGACCAAUUGCAAGAAAGGAUUUUUACCGUCAGUAGAUGAUAAAGCCGCUGUAUGCGAUUUGAGGAAUAUGUCGGAGCCCUGUUACUUUGCAGGAGACGUGAGAAUUAACCAAACACCAACAUUGGCAGUAUUACAUACCUUAUUGCUAAGAGAACAUAAUCGCAUUGCCGAUAUACUCAGUUCCUUGAAUCCACUAUGGACUGAUGAAAAGAUAUAUCAAGAAGCCAGAAAGAUAGUCAUCGCAGAGAUACAGCAUAUAACAUAUCAAGAAUGGUUGCCAUCGAAUUUUGGUGAGAGUUAUUUGCGAUACUAUGGAAUAUCACCAACAUCGCUGUAUAGCCACAGCUACAAUGAGGAAGUUAACCCUGGAAUAAUCAAUGGUUUCGGCGCGGGAGCGUUCAGAUUCCUUCAUACAAUGAUACCGGAUUCCAUCAUGACCUGUUCUUCAAGCUACCAAGUAGCCUAUUUAUAUAAAAUGAGUGAUUAUUACUUCAAUCCUAGUAUUGUAGAGGCCAAUAGAGAGUCUUUUGAUGAUAUUGUCAGAGGAACCGUAACUCAGCCGGCGAGUGAAUCAGAUCCUUUCGUCACGAGAGAGAUCACAAACCUAUUGUUUAAAACACGGGAUAAAUGGGGUAUGGAUUUGAUUGCCAUGGAUAUUCAGAGAGGAAGAGAUCAUGGUAUCGCUUCAUAUAACGACUACAGGGAGACUUGUGGAUUAAAAAGAGCAAUGUGCUUUCAAGAUUUAUUGGGAGAAAUUCCUCAAGAUCGUAUAAACGCUCUAUCUCAAAUAUACGAAUGUGUUGACGACGUGGACCUAUUCGUUGGAGGCGCAAUGGAGAGAGAUGUACAGGGUUCAAUACUGGGACAAACAUUUCAAUGUAUUAUCGCCGAACAGUUUUACAGGACGCGUAUUGGUGAUAGAUUUUUCUAUGAUAACGGGGAAAUGCCGCAUUCAUUUACACCAGAGCAAUUAAAAGAAUUAAAAAAGGCAUCUAUGGCUCGUCUCAUAUGUGACAACACGGAGGGUGUGAAGUUUAUUCAGAAAAAGGCAUUCGAAAUUGAAUCUCCAUACAAUCCUAAAUAUAGCUGUGAAGAUUACGAGAACAUACCUCGUGUGGACUUAACAGCCUGGAAGCGACCCAAAUUCGAACUGUUUGAUUGA